CGAGCGUUGCCUGCGCUUCCGGGGACCUGGAGCCGAGCUCUAGAGUCUUCCGGUAGGCGGCGCGGGAGGAGAAGGAGUCUUGAGGGGCCGGGCCGGGCGGUUUCCCUUCUCUCCCAAUGUGAGCAGUGUCUCGAGCCCCCCGUCAGGCGAAGGCUGCCCAGAGAGGUGGAGCCGGUGGCCGGGCCGGGAACAUGAGGCAGUGUCUCCUCUUCCUGACCAGCGUGGUUCCUUUCGUGCUGGCGCCGCGACCUCCGGACGGGCCGGGCAUCGGCUCCCCGCAGCGGCUCGAAAAGCUUGAUUCUUUACUCUCAGACUACGAUAUCCUCUCUUUAUCCAAUAUCCAGCAGCACUCAGUAAGAAAACGGGAUCUACAAGCCUCAACACAUUUAGAAACACUACUAACUUUUUCAGCCUUGAAAAGGCAUUUUAAAUUAUACCUGACCUCAAGUACUGAACGCUUUUCGCAGAAUUUCAAAGUCGUGGUGGUAGAUGGUAAAGAUGAAAGUGAGUACGCCGUCAAGUGGCAGGACUUCUUCAGUGGACACGUGGUCGGUGAGCCUGACUCUAGAGUUCUAGCCCACAUAGGAGAUGAUGAUAUUACAAUAAGAAUCAACACAGAUGGAGCAGAAUAUAAUAUAGAGCCACUUUGGAGACUAAUUAACGAUACUAAAGACAAAAGAAUGUUAGUUUAUAAAUCUGAAGAUAUCAAGAAUAUUUCACGUCUGCAGUCUCCAAAAGUGUGUGGUUAUAUAAAGGCGGAUAAUGAAGAGUUGCUUCCAAAAGGGCUAGUAGACCAAGAGCCACCUGAUGAGCUUGUCCAUCGGGUGAAGAGAAGAGCUGACCCUAAUCCCAUGAAGAACACGUGUAAAUUGUUGGUGGUAGCAGAUCAUCGCUUUUACAAAUACAUGGGCAGAGGGGAAGAGAGCACAACUACAAAUUACUUGAUAGAGCUUAUUGACAGAGUUGACGACAUCUAUCGGAACACUUCAUGGGACAACGCGGGUUUUAAAGGUUACGGAAUACAGAUCGAGCAGAUUCGCAUUCUCAAGUCUCCGCAAGAUGUGAAACCUGGUGAAAGGCACUAUAACAUGGCAAAAAGUUAUCCGAAUGAAGAGAAGGAUGCUUGGGAUGUGAAGAUGCUGCUCGAGCAAUUUAGCUUUGAUAUAGCUGAGGAAGCAUCUAAAGUCUGCCUAGCACAUCUUUUCACCUAUCAAGAUUUUGAUAUGGGAACUCUCGGAUUAGCUUACGUGGGCUCUCCCAGAGCCAACAGCCAUGGAGGUGUUUGUCCAAAGGCUUACUAUAGUCCAAUUGGAAGGAAGAAUAUCUAUUUGAAUAGUGGUUUGACCAGCACAAAAAAUUAUGGUAAAACCAUCCUUACAAAGGAAGCUGACCUGGUCACAACUCAUGAACUGGGACACAAUUUUGGAGCAGAACAUGAUCCGGAUGGCCUAGCAGAAUGUGCUCCAAAUGAGGACCAGGGUGGAAAAUACGUCAUGUAUCCCAUAGCUGUGAGUGGAGAUCAUGAGAACAAUAAGAUGUUUUCAAACUGCAGUAAACAGUCCAUCUAUAAGACCAUUGAGAGCAAGGCCCAGGAGUGUUUCCAGGAGCGAAGCAACAAAGUGUGUGGGAACUCCAGGGUGGACGAAGGAGAGGAGUGCGACCCCGGCAUCAUGUACUUGAACAACGACACCUGCUGCGGCAGUGACUGCAUGCUCCAGGAGGGCGCUCAGUGCAGCGACAGGAACAGUCCUUGCUGUAAAAACUGUCAGUUCGAGACCGCCCAGAAGAAGUGCCAGGAGGCUAUUAACGCCACUUGCAAAGGGGUGUCUUACUGCACAGGUAACAGCAGCGAGUGCCCCCCUCCUGGAAACGCCGCGGAUGACACGGUGUGCUUGGAUCUCGGCAAGUGUAAAGAUGGGAAGUGCGUCCCCUUCUGUGAGAGAGAGCAGCGGCUGGAGUCCUGCGCGUGUAACGAGACUGACAACUCGUGCAAGGUGUGCUGCCGGGACCCCUCGGGCCGGUGCGUGCCCUACGUGGACGCUGAACAAAAGAACUUAUUCUUGAGGAAAGGAAAGCCCUGUACAGUGGGAUUCUGUGACAUGAACGGCAAAUGUGAGAAACGAGUCCAGGACGUCAUCGAGCGAUUCUGGGACUUCAUUGACCAGUUGAGCAUCAACACUUUUGGGAAGUUUUUGGCGGACAACAUCGUAGGUUCUGUCCUGGUUUUCUCCUUGAUAUUCUGGAUCCCUUUCAGCAUUCUUGUCCAUUGUGUGGACAAGAAACUGGAUAAGCAGUACGAGUCGCUGUCUCUCUUCCAUCCCAGCAACGUGGAAAUGCUGAGCAGCAUGGACUCGGCCUCGGUUCGCAUCGUCAAGCCCUUUCCGGCGCCCCAGACCCCCGGCCGCCUGCAGCCCCUGCAGCCCCCGCAGGCCGGCCCCGCGCCGCCUGCCCCCGCGGCCCCCAAGCCGGACCCGCAGCGCAUGGACACGAUCCAGGAGGACCCCAGCACGGACUCGCACGCCGACGAGGACGGCUUUGAGAAGGACCCCUUCCCGAACAGCAGCGCGGCCGCCAAGUCCUUCGAGGACCUCACGGGCCGGCCGGUCACCAGGAGUGAGAAGGCCUCGUCCUUCAAGCUGCAGCGCCAGAAGCGCGUGGGCAGCAAGGAGACGGAGUGCUAGGGGCCGCCUGCGCCUGCCCGGAGGGGCGCCCCGCGUGUGGCUCGCGAGGCCGUGGGAGAGACAGGGACCUCACGGCAGACGCCGGUCACGUGUUUGGGCUCCUUCACACGUGGUCAGUGACGCUCGUGUGCGUAGGCCCUUGUCCUUUGGAAGAGGGAAGGUGCAUCUGGCUUAUUCUGAGGUUUUCAGGUUUUAGUUUUUAAAAUCUCCUUCAACCUGUGGUGCAGAAGGGGAAAGUACAGCUGGAUUAGGUCAUGAACAUUUACGUUCUUGUAAAUGAACUUUUAUCGGGACCGGCCUGGUGGCUGUGUCUGCACCGCAGCGAGGCGCUGGCUCGAGGGAGGCGCUUAGCGGUCACUCCCGAGGGCGCCCGGAACGCAGCCUGUACUUUUUGCCUUCAGGUAAAGACCCAGGAGACCAAAACCGAAUUCUCCGCGGUUAUGUGGGGUCAUCCAGGGCGCGCAGCAGUGGAGUCGCCCUGUUCUUCCUCAAGUUAGAUGUGGGGGGGUCGCCUUCUGCAAAUUCUAAGGCUGGCACUUUCUAGAAUUAAAACGAUCUAGCUGACAAAUAGUAGCCAAAUUGAAUUCACAGAAUCCUGUCCCCCGUUUAAGACCCCAAUUUGCUGGGCGGUUUUUGUUUUAAAAGGAGGGCUGCCACCACGCUACGAGAGCGCUCGCUGUUCCCAAGCGCGAGCUGCUGUGCACGGAGACACGGCCACCCCGUUGCACACCGGUGGCCGCGGGGGCCCCUGAGCUGCUGCUUCUCCCCGGAGAAGCGGUGGUUUGGGAGGCCCAGGCGCUGCACAGGCGGGGACGCUUUCGCUCUGGGGCCUGGAGCUUUCUCCCUAAAGACCCUUUGUGGUGCACCGCUUCCCGAAGGUCUGCGUUUACUUUGUGAAGGAUAAAAAUCAUCAAAUUGAAUUCUGAUUUCUUUAAAAAAUCAUAGUUGGGGGGGGAAGCUUUUCAGCCCUGCAAUGUGCUUGACCGAACUUGUGAACUGAGGGCAAUUAACUAAACCUGUGACAAAUCAAACCUUUUCUUCUAAGGACGUUUAUUAUGCAGAUGCCUGUUACACUAAUACUUGAACUUCUACCUUAUGGUGUUUGCUGUCUUCUAACCAGUCAUGAUACAUUACACUUUUGGAAUCUGAUUAGGUGAGUGGGUGAAUGUGUGAGAGUGAACAGUUGCCAGCUCAGUGUAAGAAAAUCGUUUUUUAUAAAAUGGACUUUUUAAACAAA
This is a messenger RNA of Hyaena hyaena (striped hyena), 3918 nucleotides long. RefSeq names its product ADAM metallopeptidase domain 17 (gene ADAM17). Gene Ontology annotation, biological process: Notch signaling pathway; membrane protein ectodomain proteolysis. The coding region runs from base 192 to 2681 and encodes 829 amino acids. Lineage: Eukaryota; Metazoa; Chordata; Mammalia; Carnivora; Hyaenidae. The record is from RefSeq and is a predicted model, not a curated record. The transcript has 19 exons. Gene Ontology annotation, molecular function: metalloendopeptidase activity. Gene Ontology annotation, cellular component: plasma membrane.